Molecule: messenger RNA, 1985 nt
Organism: Ctenopharyngodon idella (grass carp)
Lineage: Eukaryota; Metazoa; Chordata; Actinopteri; Cypriniformes; Xenocyprididae
Gene: gnl3
Product: guanine nucleotide binding protein-like 3 (nucleolar)
Exons: 15
Coding region: 125-1825 (566 amino acids)
Cellular component (GO): nucleolus
Molecular function (GO): GTP binding
Source: RefSeq, a predicted model, not a curated record
GAUUUAUUAAGAAACCAAGAGGAAAAAAAUUAACCCUUUACAGCGCGAAAGCGGAAGCGGAAGUGAGGAGUAGACACGUGCUGCGCUGUGAACGAGAGGAGCGCGUGCUGGAGCAGCGACAGACAUGAAGAGACCGAAGUUGAAGAAGGCAAGCAAACGCGUAUCAUGCGCCAAACGCUUCAAAAUACAAAAGAAGGUUCGGGAGCAUAACCGUAAAUUACGGAAAGCGGCAAAGAAGACAGGGAUAAGCAGAAAGCCAAAGAAAGAUGCUGGAGUACCAAACAGUGCACCUUUUAAAGAGGAAGUGCUUCGAGAAGCUGAGCAGAGAAAACAUGAACUUGAAGCUCUGAAGGAGGAAAACAAGAUUGCAAAACAGCAAGAAAGAGCUGAAAAGAGGAAAAAGGAGAAAGAAGCUGCCAGUGCUGAAGUCGAACCUGCAGCCAAGAAAGCCAAGCAAGCCAAAAAGGAAAGAAAGGCGAUGAAAGCUAAAGAAGCAAGGGCUGCUUUAGUUAAAGAGAAAAGCGCUAAAGCAUUCAAAUGCUGUGAGCUAAACAAGGUUAUUGAGGCAUCUGACGUGAUAGUGGAGGUUUUGGAUGCUAGAGAUCCUCUGGGCUGCCGCUGUCCUCAGGUGGAGGAAACUGUCCUGAAACACGAGGGAAAGAAAAAACUCAUGUUCAUAUUGAACAAAAUAGAUCUUGUUCCUAAAGAUAACCUAGAGAAAUGGCUUGGGUAUCUUCAAGCUGAGUGUCCAACGUUUCUCUUUAAAGCAUCGAUGCAACUAAAAGACAGAACUGUGCAACAGAAGAAGCAGAGAGGAGCUAAUGCAGUUCUGGAUCACAGCAGAGCAGCUUCAUGUUUUGGAAGUGACUGUCUCCUACAGACGCUUACUGACUUGGCUAACAAGAAGGAUGGCGAGACCAUGCUUAAAGUUGGCGUUGUCGGCUUCCCUAACGUGGGAAAGAGCAGCAUCAUCAAUAGUCUGAAAGAAAUCCGAGCGUGUAAUGUUGGCGUACAGAGAGGAUUGACCAGGUGUAUGCAGGAAGUGCAUAUUACUAAGAGGUUGAAGAUGAUUGACAGCCCAGGGAUUGUGGCUGCCCCCAGUAACCCAGGAGAUGUGAUGGCCCUCAGAAGCCUGCAGGUGGAGGAGAAGGAGGAGAGUCCCCUGGAAGCAGUCAGGACUCUACUCAAACAGUGCAGUCAGCAGCAUAUAAUGCUACAGUACAAUGUCCCAGACUACAGAAACUCCUUAGAGUUCUUGACCACCUUGGCCAAGAAACGAGGUUUCCUGCAGAAAGGUGGCGUUCCAAACACAGAGCUGGCAGCCACAACAUUCCUCAACGAUUGGACUGGGGCUAAACUAAGUUACCACUGCAGAGUUCCAGAGCGGCAGGGCCUGCCCUCAUACCUCUCAGAAUCCAUCGUGACUGAACUGCAGUCAGAUCUGGAUAUGAACAUGGUGAGGAGAGGCAACAUGAAUGUUAUCAGAGGUGUGCGGUUCCCAAAUCUAGCGAGCAGUUUAAGUUUUACCUCAAAAGGCCCCACUGCUGGUGUGCUGAAUGCCAGUGAGCUGCGUAAAGAGAUGAUAACAACGACAGCAACGACCACAACGACAAAAGCAGAUGAGAUGGACAUGACCACAAGCACAGACAAGCCUGAGGCUGAAACCCCCAUUUCAAAGAUGGUGACACCGAUUCAGGAAUCAACACAAAAGAGAAAAGACAAGCCAACGAAAAAAACUAAAGUGAAGUUUGUCAACGUUGACCUGACUUCAAUGCAGAACAACAACAAUGACAACGCAUAUGAUUUCAACACAGAUUUUGUGUAAAAUUUCACCAGAAAAUGCAGAUUUUUAUGGACUGAGAGGAAUCAGAUUGUGAAAUGGCACUGGUUAGAGUGCAUCUGUAUGUAUUCAUAAUUAAAUUGUGUGUUCAAUCUUAUUUGAGUAAAUAAAGGGUUAAUACUCCUUACAUUGCAUACAAAACUUA